This is a messenger RNA of Melanaphis sacchari, 2675 nucleotides long. RefSeq names its product mutS protein homolog 4-like. Gene Ontology annotation, biological process: mismatch repair; reciprocal meiotic recombination. The transcript has 16 exons. The coding region runs from base 1 to 2592 and encodes 863 amino acids. Gene Ontology annotation, molecular function: ATP-dependent DNA damage sensor activity; ATP binding; mismatched DNA binding. Lineage: Eukaryota; Metazoa; Arthropoda; Insecta; Hemiptera; Aphididae. The record is from RefSeq and is a predicted model, not a curated record. Gene Ontology annotation, cellular component: nucleus.
AUGACGCCUGGCAAAUAUUUAGGAGUAACUGAUGAUGGAUCAUCUACAGAAACUUUGGAUAUUGAAUGUACUAAGUCGUCAUCAACACCAAGACGAAUAUCCCAAGGUGAAAGUUUUGAUAUUCCGAAUAUGGCGGCCGAUCACUAUAUUGAUAACGUACCAAAAUAUGAUGUCAAUCAAAAAUUUGAAGAUUUUGUUAUCAAUAGCACUCCCCGUCAAUUUAUUAAACCUAAAUCAUUUACAACGACACCGUCCUACAGUAUUUCAGCGUCUUCAUCUCUAUUGCGUAAAAAAACCCGUAAUCCACCACUUGCAAAAAAACCCGAUAGUAAAGGUGAAAUUAUUAACAGUGUUGUAUUAGUUUUAACUGAGGGCAGAGGUUCCGCUCAAGGUGAAAUCGGAUUAGCAGCAAUUGAUUUAAAAAGACCAGUAUUGAUCUUAUGCCAAAUUAGUGAUACUCAAACGUAUAUGAAUACAAUUAAUAAAAUAAGUAUUCUAAAUCCCGCAGAGAUUUUAGUCCCAAAUACAUUUAUGGAUCAGAUACAAGGUACAUUGCUGUACAAUACCAUUAAAAACCAGUUUCCAUUAAGCGCUAUACUUACUGCUUCUCGAAAACAUUUUUCUGAAAAUGAAGGUAAACUAUACCUAAAAAAUAGUAUUAUACCAGAAUGUACUUCUACAUUAGAACAAGUGUUACCAAAAUUUUACGCGAUUUCCGCUGCGGCAGCAUUAUUAAAACAUAUCGAAUUUAACCAUAAUGUGGUUUUUUCUUCAAAUACACUGCGAAUAGAGUAUGAAGGAGUUGAAAAAUCAAUGUUUAUUGAUGUAAAUACAGCGUCAAGAUUAGAAUUAGUAUUAAACAAUUCAUUAAAUAUCAGAAAUACAUUAUUUGAUGUCUUAAACCGUUGCGCUACUAUUGGAGGUCAGAGAAGACUCCGAUCUUCUAUCCUGCAACCCUCAAGCGAUAUUCAGUUGAUACAUAAUCGCCAAGAAGCUGUAGAAGAAAUUUUAAGUAGCCCAGAACAAAAUUUUAUUUUACUUAGAAACGUAAUCCAAAAAUUCUCUGACGUGGAACACUUGUAUUGGUUAUGUACAAAAGUUUCUAAAAAUACUCAACAGUUAUCUAAAUUACAAGGAAAUUAUACAUUGUUAUUAAAAACUACAUUAGAAGCAUUGCCAGCACUUGUGGAUAUUUUAGAACCAUUCAAAUCUGAAUACAUUUCCUCUAUACGAAAGACCUUAUCAAAUUCUGGAUAUUCAAAAAUGUUAGAAAUAAUUGAGAUAACUAUUAAUAAAGAAUCUACUAGAUCAAAAGGAUUUUCACAAUCUCAGUUUCAAAGAUGUUUUGCUAUUAAAUCUAAUUUGAAUCCCUUACUAGAUGUUGCUCGUACAAUUUAUAGUGAAUUGAUAGAAGAAUUUCAUGAUAAAGUAAAAGUUUUAGGUGAACAAUUAGAUACAGAACAUUUGCUUCCACAAAAUUCAUAUAAAAGAGGUUUUCAUGUUCAGGUCGAACUAAAGAAUAUUAAAAAUUUCAAUGUCAAACAUCUUCCGAGUAUUUGUAAAAAUAAUGAAAUGUUAAAAGAGCUAAGAAAAUAUAUUAGUUGUAUAUACGAUCUGUGUAAUGGCAUUGCCGAUUUAGAUUUGAUAUUUUCAUUCGCACAAUAUAGUAUGCGAUCAGGAUCAAUUAGACCCAAAUUUGGACAAUACAUGGAUAUCAAAAGUUCUAGACAUCCAAUAUUAGAUAUUAUUAAUUCAGUUGUACCAAUUGAUAACGAUAUUUUUGCUUCAACUGAUAAAAAUUUAAAUAUCAUCACUGGGCCUAAUAUGGGUGGAAAAAGUAUUUAUAUACGUCAAGUGGCAUUAUUACAAAUUAUUGCUCAAAUCGGAUGUUUUGUACCUGCAACAUUUGCUCAGUUUCGUAUUUGUGAUCGAUUGUUUACGAGAAUUGGUUUUGGAGACAGCAUAGAAUUGAAUGCGUCUACUUGGGUUUUAGAGAUAAAAGAAUUAAAUGGCAUACUUCCUUCACUUACGAAGCAUAGUUUAGUUAUUAUUGAUGAAUUAUGUCGAGCUACUUCUUGCGAAGAAGGGUCAAGUUUAGCAUGGGCAAUUUGUGAAGACAUAAUGCAAUCUUGUGCUUUUAUAUUUUUUGCUACGCACAGUAUUUUUAUAACAAAACUUCAAGAUUUAUACUGCAAUAUAUUAAAUUAUCAUAUGGAGGCAAUACCCGCGAGGGAUUCUACGAGUAGAUUAAUUUAUACGUAUAAAUUACGACCCGGAGUAACAAAUAUUGAUGACUAUGGACUAAUCUUAGCUAGAGAUGUAAAAAUGCCUGAAAAUUUAAUUGAAAAUGCUAUAGAAAUUGAAAAAUGUUUACGUCAAACAAGAAAAGCGCUACCAGACAAUCCAUCAAAUGAAGCAGACUUGAUUUUGGAUAAUUGUAUUCAAAAAUUAUUAAACAUGAAAGAUACAGAAUGUCUCAGUAUAUCCAACAUUCAGUCGGUUAUAUUAGAAAUGAUGAAUAAAUUAAAAGAGAACAGAAGAAAAAAUAUUGAUCCAUUUAUGGAAUCUAUAGACUCUGAUAAUGAAAUAUAGUGUAUAUCUAAUCAAACGCAAGACUUGGAAGCUUUCAUGAUGUGUAUAAAUUGCAGUAUGUCGUCAUCUUGACUGUUUGUAUG